This is a messenger RNA of Amphiprion ocellaris (clown anemonefish), 1451 nucleotides long. It is a transcript of the gene psmc3ip, whose product is annotated as PSMC3 interacting protein. The transcript is spliced from 8 exons. The record is from RefSeq and is a predicted model, not a curated record. Gene Ontology annotation, biological process: homologous chromosome pairing at meiosis; meiotic strand invasion involved in reciprocal meiotic recombination; meiotic joint molecule formation. Gene Ontology annotation, cellular component: DNA recombinase auxiliary factor complex; condensed nuclear chromosome. Gene Ontology annotation, molecular function: recombinase activator activity; double-stranded DNA binding. NCBI's taxonomy places the organism in Eukaryota, Metazoa, Chordata, Actinopteri, Pomacentridae. Bases 176 to 814 code for a protein of 212 amino acids.
AGUAGUCGACUGAAAGUUUUUGGGACAAAAUCCAGCAAGAAAACCACAUAUUUGAGAGCAAAAGACGGACUUCUACUGGAGGACGCAUCGUAUUCAUAAACGAUCUUUUCCCCGUGACGCUUCUUUUGCGCGAAACUCAAGCAGGAAAGCUAAAGUUCAGGUGGACUAGUUAGAAAUGAGUAAAAAAGACAACGGAGCGUCAGUCAUCCUUGCCUACCUGAAUGAGAAAAACCGACCUUACAGUGCUCAGGAUGUCUUCUGCAAUUUACAAAAGCAGCAUGGGUUGGGCAAAACGGCCGUGGUCAAAGCCAUGGAGCUGCUGGCUCUGGAGGGUAAGAUAAAGGAGAAAACUUACGGCAAGCAGAAGAUUUAUUUUGCCGAUCAGGCUCAGUUCAAAGAUGUGAACGAUGCAGACCUGAAAGCAAUGGACUCUCAGAUCUCAGAGCUCAGUGCAGAGGUGCAGUCGCUCACUCAGACCUGCAGACAGCUCGAUGCAGAGCUGAAGGAGCUGAACAGCUCCCUCACUACAGAGGAAAUGGUGUCCGAGAUCCAAGAGCUAAAAACAGAAUGUUCUGGAUACAGAGCGCGUCUGGAGAAGAUAAAGUCUGCAACGAAUCACGUCACACCAGAAGAAAAAGAAAAGGUUUACAAAGAGCGAGAUGUUUACGUCAAAGAGUGGAGAAAGAGGAAGAGACUGGCUUCAGACAUGAUAAAUGCAAUCCUGGAGGGAUAUCCAAAGAGCAAAAAGGAGUUCCUGGAUGAAGCUGGAGUGGAGACUGAUGAGGACUGCAAGGUGGCCGUUCCAAGUACUUGAAUGAGAAAACGCAGCUGUCUCAUCAAUGUAAGCCUGUGUGGUAGCUUAGAAAACAGGUUACAAUCAGAGCAGUCCGAGCCAUAACAUACACUUUAUUUAAGGCCUUUCUUUUGAAUGAACAGUACACAUUUAAUAGAUCUUGAAUUGAAGUAGCAUUUUAACUUAAGGUAUAUAUAUAUAUACAUAUAUAUAUAUAUAUAUAUAUAUAUAUAUAUAUAUAUAUAUAUAUAUAUAUAUAUAUAUAUAUAUAUAUAUACACACAAAAAAAGCCCUUUUGCUUGUGAACGUUAAGUCACAUCAUUUGACAGCACUAAUGGAUGCUUGUAAUUUCAUAGUCAAAACUGAUUUUUCACUUUUUUGAAGCCAUUAAACCAAUGCGGAGCUUACAGUGUAAAUAUCAAGAGCUAUACGUUAAAGCUUUAAGAGCUACACAUUCUUUGUUGUUAUUGUACAUCCAUGUUACUGUAAAUGUUUUUGAAAUGACAAAUUAACCACAAUGUAUAAAGCCUGGUUAUAGGUGAAUAAUAUGGUUGUAAUUAACUGUCCCAUUCUCUCCUUUUUAUCAUCGUUGUAGUUUUGUUUGCCCAGUUAUUAAAUGUUCAUAAAAGUAUCUUCUGAUGUUGAAGCUCAACAAUAA